Molecule: messenger RNA, 216 nt
Organism: Angiostrongylus costaricensis
Lineage: Eukaryota; Metazoa; Nematoda; Chromadorea; Rhabditida; Metastrongylidae
Source: the annotation of a GenBank genome assembly
AUGCUUGCGGACUUUGAUAAUGCCAGUGGAAAGAUUGGUCUUCGAAUAAAUCUCACAGAAACGAUGUUUAUAAGGAACGGAUUGAUUUCGUAUGGCCCAUUCACGCUCAAGGGAACAAAUGUCUCCGAUUGCUUCAAUUAUGUCUAUCUAGGCCGGGAAAUCAACAUGAUGGACGACUUUAAUCCAGAAUUGAGAAGAAGGAAAGGAGCAGCUUGA